AUGGCGGAGGGCGGCUUCGCCUACUUCAGGUCCUCGGACGUGACGCUGCAGGUGAAGUUGCUCGUCCAGCAGCUUCACGGCUCGGUCCCUGCAAUGUGUGCCUCGCAUCCGCCGCUCAGCUAUGCUGCGUGGCUGGCGGGCGCGUGCGGAGUCGCGCCGCACGACCUGCACAUCUCAGCUCAGCUCCUAGUCCACGGGAUGCCUCUCGGCCAGCCGGAGCGUACCUACUCGGCCGCUGGCUCCAAGCUCCGCUGGAACGAGUGGCUCUCCUUCACCGCCAAAUAUUGCGACCUCUCCGCCGACGCGGCGCUGCGGAUCUCGGUCUACGGCACCGCGGGCCCGCGCGAGCCG
Messenger RNA from Emiliania huxleyi CCMP1516, 351 nucleotides. RefSeq lists its product as hypothetical. Lineage: Eukaryota; Haptophyta; Isochrysidales; Noelaerhabdaceae. The annotation marks the transcript as partial. The record is from RefSeq and is a predicted model, not a curated record. The transcript has a single exon.